This is a messenger RNA of Funneliformis mosseae, 1596 nucleotides long. Lineage: Eukaryota; Fungi; Glomeromycota; Glomeromycetes; Glomerales; Glomeraceae. The record is from the annotation of a GenBank genome assembly.
AUGUGUCCGAGUCAUUUGCAAGAGAAAAUUAUCCAAUUAAAUGUUUUGUUUAAGGAAUCCGAUACCGUAAUCGAUGACUUACAAGCUACACUCGUUGAUUUCCUCUUGGAACUUCAAAAAGACUUGGACCUAGACUUCGUUCAAGUUGAACGUAUAAGACAAUAUCUCAAUGACAGAGGCACUCUAUUUCGUUUCCUUAGACGAGCUGGUUUCGAUUUCGAUUCAGCCUUGAGAACUCUCAAAUCCGACUUACGAUGGCGUGUGGAAAAUAAUGUUGACACCAUUUCUCUCGCCGACGUUCAUCCAUUAUUUGUUGAAAAAGGAUUAUUCUUUUUUCAUAAAACCGAUAAAUUUGGCCGUCCCUGUGCAGUGUUCAACUUGCGUGAAUACAAGCGUGACGAUGGAUCUCCUACUAUUGAAGAGGUGAAAAAAUUUAUCAUUUAUAACGCGGAAGUAGCCAGAAGGAUGCUAUUGGACAGGACUAGAGAAUCAAGAGAUGGACCGGUUCUGCAAUACGUCAUCUUGUUAGAUUUGAAAGGAGCCGGGGUUUCCACUUUGGAUCUGGAAUUGGUCCCGUUUACGAUCGACAUCAUGAGGCACCAUUUUCCUGGUUCUGCGGGAUCAAUAUUCAUCCUAAAUUAUGGGUGGAUGUACUCGGGCAUUUGGCAAAUUGUCAAACGUAUCCUUCCCGAAGAAUCCCUAAACCGUAUCUUUUUUCCCUCGGAGAAGGAAAUUUGGAAUUAUUUCGAUGAAGAAAAUGUGCUUAUAGAACAAGGUGGAAAAGAUACUUAUGAAUACGAUUCGGAAACUUGCGAAGCGUUCAGAUUUUAUGGAAAUCCAUCACCUGUAUUACAAAUACCUUUGAGCAGAGCAACAUCUUUUGACUCUUUGCAUGACGUAUUCUAUUCCGCGCAUAAUACUCCAUUUCAUAGUCGUCCAUCAACUCCAUUUUUCAGUAGACCAGCCACCCCACACGGAAGCCGGCCGGGCACUCCCGUUUCCAGCCGACCCGCAUCACCCGGUUUGGAUCACGUGGCUGUCCCGAAUUGGUUAAAAAUGACGCCACUUUCCCCCAUGGCAUCUCCUAAUCUUCGAUUUACCGUCAUCGAUCAGGAAGUGCCCGCAUUAACGUCGCAUAACCCCCUUAAUCAACAUCUCCCCUCCAUCACACCUAUAUGUAAGACAACAAAUGAGGACAAUGACUCUCAUUUUGAUCUCCAUCAUACUCAUCAUGUUCAUUUUCAAGUCGAUGAAAAUCAACAACAAUUGCAACAUCCUAAUGAUGAUGAUGGUUCAUCACCAACCCAUCGUCACAAUUAUCUUUCAAUCAUACGAUCUAGAAGCGUGCGUCGCGUAAAGCUUUUCUUCACGAGAUUAUUGAGGAGAUUAAUCGCACGCAGGGUGUCAGGAUUUUUAUAUUACCUAGUUAUGGUGGUUUUAUUACGCGGUGGCCUAAUGGACGAAUUCCUGAGAUUGGUUACACAACAGGUUACCAUGCAAUUGAGCUGGAAUGCAAGCACCGCAACGAAUUUAACGACUGCACUUUUAUCUGCUGCUCUGAGUGGACGAAAUGGUAACCGCCUUUUAAGAACGUGA